GAAUGGGACAGAUUAUGUGUUUCUGGUACGUCAGAACUCUGAACUGCUGCGGGCCCUUGAUGAGCUGGAGAAGACUUGCACCACAUUGAAGGAGGAGAAUUUCCUGCUGCGGAAGAGCAGUGCUCCUGAGACCGAGGAGAAGGUCAGGCGCCUAAGAAGAAAGAACACAGAGCUGGGCUGUCCUUGCAAAGAGACUUGAAGGAGGGCACGAAAACUGCAGAGGCCAACCUCAAAGUGAUAAAUUCCCCUUCAUUGAUGAGGCAUGGAGCAGUAGAACAGUGUAAAAGAGCUUUUGCACGUCAGCGAGCACGUGACCUAGCACACCAUGCAGAUGCCCUGCUGUCUAAGGACAAGGAGAUUGCUGCACUGCAACAGAACUGCAGAGAUCUGGAGGCACAGGUGGGCACAACAAAGAGUUCCCCUCCACCAUCCUGCAAAGGAGAAUUUGAGAAGCUUCUCAGGGAGUCUCAGAGGGAGGUGCUGCGGCUUCAGAGACAGCUGUCGGUCAAGUCGUCCAGACAGCAGCAGCAUGACCGCAGCUCUGCCACAGGUGCACCAGAGGAUUGUGGGAAAAUUGAGGAGGUGGCGAGAGAAGAGAAGGUUGCGUUAGAGACCCCGUGCGUGGCAUUAGAUGAGGCGCCAUUCAGGUGUAAGAAGACUCCUGGAGAGGAGGAGGAGGCGGGACUGCGAGUGACGCCCCCUCCGGGCUUCAGCCCGACCCCCUCCCGUCAGGAGGAACACACAGAGGAGCAGCGCCUACAGUUUCUGGAAAGUGAACUCAGCAAGAAGAGAAAAGAAUGUGAAAACCUCGAGCAUGAAGUAAAGAAGCGACAGAAAAGAUGUCUGGAUUUGGAGAGCCAGCUUGAGGAUGAGCGAAGCAAAAAUGAGCAAAUAAAGGAGGAGGCGGAUCUCCUCAGGAGGAAGGCACAGCUGCUCGAACAGACUCAGGCUGAGAAUGAGGAGCUGAGGGAAGAUCUCUCUGAAGUGACCGCUCAUCACAAUUCAGUUCUCGAGGAGAACCAGAGACUCCGUUCCAAACUGGAGAACCUAGAGCAGGUCCUAAAGCAUAUGCGAGAGGUCGCUGAGCGAAGGCAGCAGCUGGAAUUGGAACAUGAGCAGGCACUGGCUAUCCUUAAGUUCAAACAGGAUGAAAUCAAACGAUUACAGCGGGCUCAGUUAUUCGCCAAGAGGGAACAUGAAGGAGUGGUCCAAAUGCUUGAGUCAAAGGUCCGAGAGCUGGAGGAGAAAUGUCGCAGCCAGAGUGAACAGUUUGGCUUUCUGUCCCAAGAGUUGGAGAAGUUCAGAAUACAAGCUUCAAAGGUGGACUUGGCCAGCGCUGCCCUCCUUACCAAUCCAAGUCUCUCUGUUCUGACCAAUGGAAUGGGCCUAACAACAGAACAAGACUACAACGAUGACCCAUUGGAUAUGGUGUCUCUGGGUGAAAUAGCCUUCUGGAGUCUGGAGGGAGGUGAUGCUCUCCCUUGUCCUGAGGGGAAUGAGCCACUUGAUGUGGCUGCUGCACUCCGGAUGGGGGCCACCCCCCACGCUGCAGGACUGUCCAGGGUGGAGCGAUCACCUGUCACCAAGCAUCGAGAGCUGCCCACCAUUAGUGUUAGCAAAUCAGCGUCUUCCUCCAACAAGUCAGAGACUACACACCUCAAAACCAAAUCUGAUACUCAUCUAAGUCCACACAAGUCAAGCCCAACACACGAGGUGGACACAGCCAGUGAAGUAGAGGACUUGGACAUUGAUGUGUCUCCGGCACCUUUCCCAGCCAGCAGAGGAGCAGCAAAGCUUCAAGUUUUUAUUGCACGAUACAGCUAUAAUCCCUAUGAUGGCCCCAAUGACAAUCCUGAGGUGGAGCUGCUGCUCACUGCUGGAGAAUACAUCUACGUGUAUGGAGACAUGGAUGAUGAUGGUUUCUAUGAAGGGGAGCUGAUGGAUGGGCGGCGAGGGCUGGUCCCUUCUAAUUUUGUUGAGCGCGUUUCCGAUGAUGAUGUUAUUGGCUCUCACCAUCCAGAGACAGGGGACAUGUCCCAUAACUCUCUGCUCGACAGCAGCCUGCGCAGUGCCAGCCACCAGCACCACCUCCAUCUGGGUGUUAGCACCUCAGAAAGGACAGAGGCCUCUGCUGCUUCUGGCCUUGCCUCAGUUUCAGCUUCGGCCUUGGCUGUCCCAGCCCCCCUCACCAACGGCCUGGAUUUGGAUUUAGAGGAGGUGGGAGUGGACCUCGUGCCUUACCCACGAAAGCUCACGCUCAUCAAGCAGCUUGCCAAGAGCAUCAUCAUCGGCUGGGACCCUCCGCUGGUGCCGGCUGGCUGGGGCAACGUUUGGAGCUAUAACGUGUACGUGGACCAGGAGCUGAGGCUGAAUGUGCCCUUUGGUGCUCAGACAAAAGCAGUCCUGGAGCGGCUCGACAUAAACCUCAAAGCCUACCGAGUUUCUGUGCAAAGCCUGACGGAGAAAGGCCUCUCUGACCAGCUGCGCUGCAGCAUGCUUGUUGGACGAGAUGUAUGUGUGGCACCAACGCAGCUGCAUGUGGACAGAAUCACCGCCACCUCUGCCAACCUGACCUGGCUGCCCAGCAACAGUAACUAUGUGCACAUUGUGUCCUUGAACGAUGAGGAGUGUGAGCUGGUGAAGGCUGGCUGCUACUCGCUGUGCCUCAAUAACCUUUUGCCCAGCCAGCAGUACACCGUCAAAGUGGAGGCACGGCCGCACCGCACGCCGUGGGAGUUGUCUGCUGAGCGACGUGAACACAGAAGUGCAACAGUCACCUUUACGACAAAGAUGGCAGGGCCUCCUGAUGCUCCUCUGGAUGUCCAGCUGGAGCAUGGUCCAUCACCAGGGAUUGCACUGAUCAGCUGGCUGCCAGUCACAAUUGAUGCUGCUGGGACCUCCAAUGGAGUUCGUGUCACUGGCUACACUAUAUAUGCUGACAAGAAAAAGGUGCUGGAGGUGUCAUCCCCAACAGCCGGCAGUGCUCUGCUUGGCCCGUCUCAAAUCCAGUCUUUGCAGGCUGCACAGGAACUUACUGUCCGCACCACAUCUGCCCACGGAGAAUCCUGUGACUCUUUGCCAGUCACCGUGCCCUCUAAACUGGCUGCCAUCAUGGCAGGUCCAGUGAUGACUGCCCCUGUUAUGCCACCCCCACCCUGCAUCCCUGUAGUUCCUAGUACCCUGCCGUUACCACCAUCCUACGGGAUCUCUGCUGCCAAAGUCUCCAUGCUGUCCAGCACUUUGCCGUCAGACGCACAUGACACUGGCCUCAUAGUGGAGGCUCCUGCCAAUCCUCCUCAUGCCCUCCACUCAGAAGGUCUUCUUUCUUCUGCCUCAUAUGUGAAGGCCUGGGCCAACCCCUCAUCUGCUGCUGCCUUGCCAGAAUGUGAGGCCAAAUUACCAAUGGCCUCCACAAUCACUCCAGUGGUUCAUGUGACCUCACGCACCACCUCAGCACCACAGCCACCUCCAGUGGCAACACCAACGCUUGCACAAGCACCAGUCAUGUUAGCCACAGCAGUACUGGAGCAACGCAGGGACACAGACAGCCCUGGAACAAUAUGUCCUUUCCCGUCUAUGACUGAGUUCCUCGACGACCCCAGUGCCAAGCUCGGAACCCCUGAGCGCAUCCCUACCCCGCCCAAAGCUCCAGUCACAGACCUUCUUAACCCUCAGGACAACCAUGUUCUCCGACCCCCCAGCACAUCACCGCUGGAUUCAGAGGUGGAGGAUGAAAGAGAGAACACACGCAUGGUGUCCAUUGAGGAGUUCCUAAGACAGGACCAAGAACCGGUGUACUGCAGGAGGCAGCAGAGCUACGGCAGAGGAAUUGCAGAGCCUCUGAGUGAUUACCACCCAGACAACAGCCACUCAGAUCUGUCUGACAUCCUGGAGGAAGAGGAGGAGGACCUUUACUCUGACCACCUGGCUGAAGCACAGCCCAGAGGAUACACAGUUGGCACUAACAAGUCAGGCAAGUUGGACCCUCCUGACAGUGAUGAGGAGGUUCCAGAGAGGAUCCUUAAGUUGCCUCUUCAGGUCUGCUGCAGCAAGCAGCUCUUCAGCAUUCCUGAGGUGACUGAGGAGGAAGACAGCAGCGAUGAAGAAGCUUUGCCCCACUGCAGUCAGUCUCGGCCCAGGCCCGGCCACCGAGACUCAGAACGCUUCCACCGUGCCUCCCAGCUUCACCCACAUCACACUUACCCCAGCUCUAAUCCGCACACCAGCCCUCACAUUCCCCCUUUCCACAGGGACCACAGAGCCCCAGCCAAAGCGCCUUUACGCCGGCACGGAACCUUGCAGGUCAAACCUAAACUGCAGCACAGGGUCCACUACGCAGACAUGGUGGACACUGCGAGUUACCCUCAAGAGGAGGACAUGUGUUUAUAUGAAGGUUGCACCAACAGACGGAUGUCAGCCCACUGUCCUCCACAUCCAACCCCUCAGAGUAGAGAGAGAAGACUAAUUGGAGGGCUAGGGGACCGCCUUAGGAGGGAGACCAUGCUCAGGAGACAAAUGGCUGUUAGCACAGCAGCCAGUCCCAGCCAUGGCAUUACCUUGCCAAGACCCUACCCAGUCAGCAAACCUGUGCACACCGUGACGUCUCUUGGUGGCCGCGGGGCGGAGAUCGAUGUGGACUACGGCACGGAUGAGACUGAGGAGGAGCCUGUGGAGUACAGUCCCGGGGAGGUGAUGAUGGAGCAGAUGAGUUCUGAAUGGUGGGUAGAGGGGGGCCAAACGGAGCACAGCAGACCCCCGCACCGCCGAGGAGCAAAGGUUGAUCCACAGGCAAAUGUCACUGCAGGCCAGCCACAAUGGGAACCAAGCCAAAUCCCACCACUGGAGGCAGGUGCAUCAUGGGGAGGCCAAGCAGAGCCCUCAUCUAAACCAGCAUGCCUGCAAACCAAACAACACAAAGGUGUCGUUAAUUCACCAAAGAUGAAGGGAAACGGUGACAUACGCAUCUUUGUGGCUCUCUUCCCUUAUGAUCCUGCUAUCAUGUCCCCCAACCCCGAUGCUGCUGAGGAAGAGCUGCCCUUCAGUGAAGGACAGAUCAUCAAAGUUUAUGGAGACAAAGAUGCUGAUGGGUUCUACCGAGGGGAGUGCGCUGGUCGCCUGGGCUACGUGCCAUGCAACAUGGUGUCUGAGAUCCAGGUGGAGGAUGAGGAAACCCGGCAGCAGCUGCUGCAUCAGGGCUUCCUGUCCACAGCAGCCUCCAUGGAGAAGAUUGGCACUCGCACACACGCACAGCUUCCACGCUGCCCCGUUCCACCGCCGAAACCGAGACGAUCCAAAAAAGUGGAGUCUACAGCACUCUGGGAGGAGCGCACGGACUCUUCAAGUCAAGAUCCCACCCAGACGUCUGCAGCUGCCACGGAAAACCCAACGCCAGGAGCUCGCAGGAUGGUAGCCAUCUUUGAUUACGAUCCACGAGAGAGCUCACCCAACACCGACAUAGAGGCCGAGCUGACCUUCAGUGCCGGUGACAUCAUACACGUGCUUGGCGAUAUGGAUGAAGAUGGAUUCUUCUACGGGGAGUUGAACGGGCACAGAGGUUUGGUGCCCUCCAACUUCUUGCAGGCUUUGCCCCAAGCUGCUGCAGCAGCAGAACCAGCACCAGAACCCAGGAAGGAAUCCCAGGGGAGCCCGAUGUCGACUGCACAGCAGCAGGAACCUCAGUCCUCAACACUUGAAGACACUUUGAAUCUCCAAACAGAGCAUCCUCGCUCUGAGCAAACUGAGCCCACAGAACCACAACCCAGUAAUCCAGUAACCACGACAGACGCGCCUUUGGACCCGAGUCCAGCUGCAGAGGAGGCCUGCUGCGCUCCCCCGGCACAUGGCCCAAUGCAGACAGAAUGCUCUGCACAAGGCAAGAAGAAAAAAAGCUUUUUCUCCAAAGGGAAGAAACUUUUCAAAAGGCUGGGCUCCAGCAAGAAACAAUGAGUUAACAUACCGAACUCACAAAGCUAAAGCACUUUUUCCUGUUUGCUCGUUGUCCACGUUGGUAGCUAUCAGCUAUAAUAGCUGCUGCUUCAACCGCCAUUCUUUACAACCUGAGAGUACCAGUAGACCGGCUGUUAAAUUAAAUUUUAACACAUCAACAUGCAGUUUGCAGCAUGUUAAAAGUGCAUGUUUACGUGUAUAAAAUCGCUAUCAAAAUGAUCUGAUCCAAGAGUCAGAAAAUUAGAGGCUAUUGGUAGAAACGGGCCCUAGUAGUGUUAUUUGGAACAAUACAAUGCAGAAUAAUUUAUUUUAUGGUCCGGAGCCCUGGUUCAUGUGCUGGUGCCACGUUAUGUAUCGAAGCACCAGUGAAUCUCUGAAAAUGCACUAAAUAUCCAGACUGGAUGUGUUCUAAAUGUCUGUCUGCUUGUCCCUUUUUAUUACCAUGCUCAUAUUUUGAAGAGAAUUAAGGCGUUAUUUUAUUAUUGGGCUCCUGCACUAAUCGUCACCUCAUUAGACGAUGUCAUAACAGGAAACAAGCUGUCAGAGUUCCACUUUAGUAGGUACAGAUUAGAUCUAAUUAAAUAUGGGGAAGGGUAACCGUCAGCAGUCUGCUGAAGCAUAACAUGAAGAAACAUCGGUUUCUGUGUGUGUGUGUGUGUGUGUGUGUGUGUGUGUGUGUGUGUGUGUGUGUGUGUGUGUGUGUGUGUGUGUGUGUGUGUGUGUGUGUGUGUGUGUGUGUGUGUGUGUGUGUGUGUGUAUAUAUAUAUAUUUCAGUCAGCGAAGCUGAGUGUGACAGUGUGAGACUGAAACAACUUUCUCUGCUGGUGCAGGAACUUUCACUGUCGUGAUCAGCAGGCUGCUCCUUUCGUCAGCUUCAUGUAUUUAGUGAUAUCACAAAAUAUUCUGGUGUGACUGAAAAUCCACAUUAGUGUAUCAAGUCAAACACCUGGCCAAGUGGUUAAUGCACUUCUUUUAAAAACAGAAGGGUCCCGGUUCAACACCAUCCGUGCUCAUUCUGUAUGACAAACUCUGAGCAAGGUUGCCCUCAGUUCUUGAUGUCUCAUGUUAACGUUUUUCAUACUCUGAAAAUUUGACGCUGAGUUACACUAAGCUUGCACCAAUCCAGCUUAAACCAAGUGGAAAUCAAGCUGUGGUGCAGGGACUCGGUUACAAAACCAGUCCGGGUGUAAUCAACCUUUCUGGAUUUGCCCAAACAGCACAUUGAGCCCCCCAGCGAGCCGAUCAGCAGAACUCUGCACCGAACUUGGGGAGGUGGAAGAUCAGCUUCUCUUCCUCCUCCAUGUGCAGUGAAAACAGUGUCCUCAACAUUGAAUGUUUAACUGCUUUGACAAUAGUCUCCUUACUUAAGUUAUUUAAUAAGGAAAAUACCAAAUUCGUUAUUUAAAAUGUGAACAUUUGCUGCUUUUCUUUUGUAUAAUAAUCUAAAUUAAAUAUCUUUUGUUUUGGACAAGACCUUUGAAGAUAUAAACCGCAGCUCUGGGAUAUUUUGUUGGGCAAUAAAACUACUUUUUGACAUUUUAUAUACUUAAGAAUUAAUUCUAAAAGUAAUCAGCAAAAUCAUUAAUGUGGGACUAAUUGUUAGUUUGUGGCUGUAGAAUUUUUACACUCCAAAAUGACACAAAUGACAAUAACUGUAGCGAUGUGGUGUUUUAACAUUCUGAAGAUCCGGGACUGAUGCAAGACUGAGGCUGUACUGUAUGUUUUUUGUUUUGCUUGUUUUUAAGGGGUGGGUGUUUUAAAAGUUGCCGAAAUGUGCAGUGAUUAUUUGUACUGUUGUAUUUGACGGCCUUUAAUGCACAAGUAUUCCUCCACCUGUUGUGUAGUGAGUCGGCGGCUCCACCUUUAUCCGCCGCAGUACAAAAACCUCUUCCUGUUCACCAAACAUGACCCAUAGCUUGUAUUUAGAUCUGCUAAUAAUAUUUAGCCUUACGAGACCUUGUUUAGUCUUAACAUGUUGUUUACAGGAUGUUUAUUCACUGCAUGCACACAAACCAGUGUUACACCCAUGUUCGGCCUUAUUUAUGUUGUUGUCAUAUUUAUGUUUUUCUAGGUUGAUUUGUUGCAAUAUUUGAUACGUAGGCUGUCGAUGCAGUGGGAAACGAGCUGUAGGAUCUGGCUGUAUAUAAUGACCAUGUGGUAUAUUUUUAUUUUUCUCCUUCCUGUCCAGCAUUCAUUGUUUCAAACCUGUGGGUGAUUUACCUUUUAUAUCUUGUUUUUAUUACCCCUUUUGUGUAAAUAUUUUUGUUAAUAUUAUUUUUCAGAUGUCUUUUUGCAUGACCAGGCAGUGUUGAUGGACAGAAGGUAACUACUAGAAUACAGAGGACUUGAAAUUGUGAUGGCUUCUUUCAAUAUGACUCUUUUUACAUGAAUAAAGUAUGUAUAUUUUCACAG
Thalassophryne amazonica is the source of this 8358-nucleotide messenger RNA. RefSeq names its product RIMS-binding protein 2. Lineage: Eukaryota; Metazoa; Chordata; Actinopteri; Batrachoidiformes; Batrachoididae. Gene Ontology annotation, molecular function: protein binding. The transcript is spliced from 30 exons. Gene Ontology annotation, biological process: neuromuscular synaptic transmission. The record is from RefSeq and is a predicted model, not a curated record. The coding region runs from base 256 to 5946 and encodes 1896 amino acids.